AUGGAAAAUUUGAUUGGAUCAACGAAAUUUUGGUGUUUAACGCCAGCUGCUAUUCCUAAUACAAUAUAUAUAUUACUAAUUAGUGCAAUUUUUGUUUUUGCUGUAACUUUUAUUAUGAUCCUUAAUGCUAGAAAAACGACGGCUUCAAUUGAUGGAAUCAAUAGACGAAACAAAUUGGAAAAGUAA
Molecule: messenger RNA, 186 nt
Organism: Funneliformis caledonium
Lineage: Eukaryota; Fungi; Glomeromycota; Glomeromycetes; Glomerales; Glomeraceae
Source: the annotation of a GenBank genome assembly